GGUUGAUCAUUUGUAAUUUAAUAAGUGAUAUAAAACAACGAGGCGGGGGGGGGGGAAGGGAGAGUGCGAGCAACAGCGAUGCAGUGAUUACCGGUGAACAGGCGAUGGCUGGACGGAUGUCCAGUGAGGAACGUGAGACGAGUACGCCGAGAAAUGUUCAUAACCUAUCGCGGCAGAUCACGUCUACGUCAACGUCCACGUCCGAGCCGACGAGUAACGACGUGGCCAAGGACAGGCUGGCUAUAGAAGAACGAUUAGCCGCCAAGAUGUUCUCCUAUGAAAUUAUUUGUUUUUUCCUCGUGAUAACUUGUACUGCAUUGGCUGCUCUGCAUAGCUCGCCUCCUAAAGUUUCCAGACCACCUAUAGCAAAACCCUUUUUUGAUCAAAACUCGGUAGUCCUAGAUUUUUAUAAGGGUCAUUUGGGCGCGAUGAUCGAAAGAGUAACACAGGCUGACUUCAGUUUUGUCAUGUACUAUGCUCCUUGGGAUGCAGAGAGUCAAGCGCUCCGACAUGAGUUUGAAAGUGUCGCUCGGUUCUAUCAUCCACAGAUAUUUUUCGCAGCUAUUAAUUGUUGGCAUCCCGAUUCAGAAUGCAGAGCACAGUAUAAUAAAAUCCAUGGUUAUCCAGUGUUAAUGUUAUAUCCAGCCAGAGAUUCUGGUAUUAAUUACAGAGGAAUUCGCACUGCGCCGUACAUGAUCCGUUUUUUGGAUGCGCUCAUGAAUCCCAUUAUCAGAAUAACACAUAAAGAACAAUUGAUGGAAUUGUUAAUUGCAUAUGACGCAGUAGUCGUAGGAUAUUUUAAUUUUACACGGCUGGAUAGAACUCCUGGAUACAGGGAGUUCUACAAGGCCGCGAUACGAUCGCUGGAAAGAGAUCCUAAUAGAGAAUUGGUAUUUGCCAUAGUGACCAGCGCGUCGUCCAGCGAAUCGCACUAUGGGAUUUACAAAUUUCCAUCGGCGAGCUUGCAUAUGUGGAAUGAAUCCUUAAAUUAUCCGGAAGACGAGUGGACGUCGGAGAACAUACUUAAUUGGAUCAGCAGUUCUAUCCAUCAACCGUCCCUCUGGCUACAGCCGCCCGGUGUCAAAGCGCUCACUCUUGCACCGUAUUUACGCGAGGGGCCGGUCUUAUUUCUCUUCACACCGCGAAAUCCUUUCCACGUGGAAAAUUAUAUUUAUAACCUAGUAAGAGAAAUUGGCCUGCAAUAUUACAACUGUGCAGACAAUGUGUUAGUGAAAGAUAUAGUCGCGCAUCUGGAGGCGAAACGACACACGGCAGUGGACCGGCAUUUUUCUAAGAAUCAGGAAUGCGCCGACCUCUUAAACGAGAACAGAUCUCACAUUGAACGUGAGAAGGAAUCAGUUACCAGUAUAUCGAUUCAACAAUGGAUCAACGAGAGUUGUUGCGCAAAUGUAGCAAUGAACAAGUGUUCCUUAUGCAAGACGAAGAUGAUGAAUCCGUUAGAGAAGGAGAUCUGUGUGACUGUUUCUAGACAAUUUGACAGCGUUUGCAAAAAUAUUGACAUAUUUACUAUGCCCGUUGGAAAAUGCGGGCAACAAAUAUAUAAUUCUAACAAAAGAUAUGUGAGAGUACGAGACGAGUCAAAAUUGCAAAGGGUUCAUGUAGUAGAUGCGAGGCAAACAUCAUUAUUGAAAGGAAAGAAUGAUCCACGAUCCGCGAGUAUGGUAAGGAGAGACUUCUUGAGAGAACAUUGCAGAAGAUGGCUAGCUGGGAACGAUUAUCAUUCAUCGUUGUUCCCGCGAGAUUCUCCGAGACAAUUUAACAUCAGCUUGAAAGAGUCGGUUUGCAAGACCAACAAGACGCUAGCUUUGAUAGCCAUUGACAGUUUGCGUUAUUUCCACUUUGCUGAACGUCUUGGGAUCGAUCUGUUUAAACGGAGGAAUAAAACCACCGUUGUCAUCUUGGACGCUGCACUGGAAAGUCAAUACAUUAUGCAUCGUGAUUUCAGCGAGUACGCUCUUGUCGAUUUCAUAAACAACUAUACGCAAGGUCUGCUGGAGCGAACACUGCGCUCGGACAACUCCCAACAUUACAAAACGCAGAAGUCGCCUAACGAGGAGAACCGCAGUAAUGUAGACUCGAGUCCGAAAAUUCGCGUACCAGAACUGAAGGCGGAAACAUUUUUGGACACGAUCUUAGAUCCGUCUAAGGACGUCGUUGUAAUGUACCAUUCUCCUUAUUGCGGAUUUUGUGGCGCUAUAUCGUACGUAUACUUAACAGUAGCGUAUUAUUUAGCCAACAUGGACCACCUCAUUUUUGUAAGAAUUGAUGGAGAUAACAACGAUUUACCCUGGGAAUAUAACAUGAAUCGCUUUCCGUCCAUCUUAUUUUUUCCCGCGCGGAGGAAAGAGGACAGUACUGUAUUCCCAUUUUCUGUUCCUAUUACUAUUCCAAACCUGCUGAAUUUCGUGCUGGCAAACUUGGACGGUGAUUCCCACGUGGAGGCUCUGAUCAAUGUGUGUCAGGCAGGCACCGGUGAAUCGCCAGAUAAAUGUAUUGCCAGGACUCGAUGGCUGUGCUUAGAUAUUAUCGAACAACUCCUGCGGGAUUACAGGAAGUUGAGGCGACAUUCAAGCUUCUUAAAUAAAAAAAUCACGCGCAAUAAGCGCAAGAUAAUUCUUCUAAAAUUAGAACAUAUCAAGGACAUUCAUUUUAUUUUGGGGUCUACCGUUGAUCUGGGCAAAGAUCGAAGAAAAGUGCAACUGAUUAGAAGAAAGUUUCGUAAAUAUUACAGUGUUACUAGGUCGUUAGACACGGGUGAUAAGAUAUGGCGUCAGGAAUCUCAGAAUACUACACGUAUGCCAACUGAUAUUAAGCAAAAACCCAUAAGGAGCGAAUUAUGAUAUAGAUUUCGCUUUAUAAAUGUUGGCUAAGGUGUUACAGCCAAGCAACGAUAGACUAAUAUUUUGGGAUACUCUCAACGUUUCAGUCAACGAAUCGAUGCCAAAUCGUAAAGAAAAAUAUAUUUUCUCCUUCGGCUAUCUUUCUCUUCGCAGGUAGAAAAAUCAUUAGUUGAUGAAAAGAAAUCAUUUGGAACUGAUAAGUUUAGAGCUGGCCUAGUUGAUAAAUUAUGCGUGGAAAUAAUAUCGGAUAUGUUAAGAAAAAUUUAGUUUACUGGAUUGUAUAUAAAAUGCAAAAACAUUUUUUAGUGUUCUUAUACGUAAAAAUUACAGAUACCGGAUCUUAGAUACAUGAUCUAAUGAUCUAUCUAAUUUUUCAGCUCUAAUCACAUCAGUUCGGGGAAUUAUAAUUUAAACUUAAACUACUUUGUAUUAUUUGAAUGAUCGAUUAUGGAAAUGUUGAAUGUGCUUUUGACAAAAGAAGUAUUCCGGAUGAAGAUCUGGAAUUCAUUAAGAUGCCGAACAGUCAGUUUUUACAAUGGUUUACUUCACUUUAUUACUUGCCUCGAAUGUACAUAACUUUAUAUGAAGUAAGCCGUUGUAAAAUAGUUGUUUCCGAAUUUUUACUUUUUUUUUAUAGCAUGGUAUCUAUAUCCAAAUUAUAUGACAAGACAAUAUAUAUAUGCGAUUAUACGAAUUUCGUGCAACGAUUUGAGAAAAGAAAUCAAAAGUUGCAAGGAAAACAGAAUAAAUAUUUAUGGUAAAAAUUCAAUACAAUAGCCAUCAAGAGACUUUAUACGUGAGAAAAUGAGAAUCUUUUGUCAAAAAUAACGAAGUCAAGAAACUAUUAUAAUUUACUCCUUCCUCUUUCUAUACAGUGCAUCCACUAAUGAUGCAAUAACGUUUGUAUAUUUCUGUACAUAUUAUAUAGAUGAGAGAAAGAGAUUUAUAUAAAGAUAGUAAAUUUAAAAUACGUACGUUUGUGUACAUAUAUUGUUCAUAUA
Molecule: messenger RNA, 3862 nt
Organism: Ooceraea biroi (clonal raider ant)
Lineage: Eukaryota; Metazoa; Arthropoda; Insecta; Hymenoptera; Formicidae
Product: thioredoxin domain-containing protein 11
Source: RefSeq, a predicted model, not a curated record